GGACACUGGUAUCAGUGUAAGGAAAAGAGUAAUAAAAAUCUUAAGAGACAUUUGCUUGGAGCAACCAACAUUUCCAAAAAUCACUGAGAUGUGUGUGAAAAUGAUCCGCAGAGUGAAUGAUGAGGAGGGCAUUAAGGUAAGAAGAAAAGAAAAAAAACAUUUUUGCAUAUAUCAUUGCUGCACAGUAAAACCACCAAAAGGGGUAUUUUGUCUUGCAUACCUUUUGUUUAAACCAGAGAACUUUAUUUUAAUGACAUUCAGUGUAUUCAUGAAAGGUGAGUGAGCACAGACUAAAUUUGACCAAAGUAACAGACUUAUUUCUACAAAUCAACCAAAUGAGAUGAUUUUUUCCCUCCUUUCAUUUAGUUAUUUUGCCCCAAGUUUUGAAAGAUUGUUCAUGAUCUGCCAUCUAUUUAAUCGAUUUUUUUUGAAUUUUCAGCCAUUUCCACACUAUUUGAAAUAUUAUAUCACAUGUCUCAUUUAGAAAAAUGUUCAUGUGUCCACCUGACCUGCUCUUCCUAAUUUUCUCAUAGUGUAGAUUUAAUAAACAAGUAGUAGUACAGAUAUUUGUUUCUGUAAGGACCUUUUUCUCUCAAAAAAAAAAAAAAAUUUACAGGCAUUUUUAAAUCCUUUCUAUGACUAGCAUUCUAUUUUCUGCAUUAAUUUCUCCUCUUUGUGCUCUUGUAUAAGAAUGUUUCUCACAAACACUGUCUGCACAAUUAAUUUUCCUCAUUUUCCAUGAUUAUAUAUGUGUAUUCUCUCUCUCUCUCUCUCUCGUGAGGUCUCAUUUUGAAUUUAUAUACCGUACCCCCCACCCCUUCCCACAUGAAAUGUGUGCAGAUUAAUAAUGUCUACAUGUAAUGGAAGUAAAAUAAUCACUUCUUUCAGAAACUAGUAAAUGAAACAUUCCAGAAGCUCUGGUUCACCCCAACACCUCAGAACGAUAAGGAAGCAAUGACCAGGAAAAUCCUGAAUAUAACAGACGUGGUAAGAAAGGAUAUAUUUCCUAACUUAACGUAAUGUAUUGUUGCAAUUAUUAUCUAGUUAUUCACUGUACCCCUCCGUAUUUUAGGUUGCAGCUUGUAGGGAUACAGGCUAUGACUGGUUUGAGCAACUUCUUCAGAAUGUGAGUAUAGCUAAAAAUCUAAUUACCUACUUUUGGUCUACCCUUGCACCUGGAAACUGUGCAUCCCUCUAAAAGUUUUAUGUAGGACUUGGCACUAUUGCUGAUUAAACUGUGCUAUUCAUUAUACAAGGGAGAGCACUUAACAGAUAUUUGCAAUUUUGAUGUUAUAUGUCUCGAUCAUAGAUUACACCGCUGCUCUUGAUGUUCUCACUAUUCCCCACAUUCUUCUAUUCUAAUUCCACAAGCUAUUCUGGUCUCCUCUCAUCUGAUCGAGGGUGCAAUAAAUGGAUAGCUCUAACUUGGCAUUUUUUGUUGCUAAACAUAACAUUUUGGCUUGAGUAGUUAAAUAAGACCUAAUCACUUAACAGAUUUGUUUUACACCGUGACUGUGUUUGCUUGAUAGCUGUUAAAGAUCGAAGAAGAUGCUUCAUAUAAACCCGUGAAGAAAGCCUGCACCCAGCUGGUUGACAACCUUGUCGAGCACAUCCUGAAAUACGAGGAGUCCAUGGCUGGUAUGUUCUUCCAAAGCUAUUAUUUCAGCCUAAUUUUGUAAUGCAUACAUCACAGACCCCUUAAACGUUGUAACUCACCUCAGAUGCGUUCUCUGGAAGAAAGGAGGAACCCUAAAAGCCAAGCAGAUUUUCCAAGGCGGCAAGAAAAAAAAGUUUAUUUUUAAAAUAAAAACUUUUUGACUAGUUUCGAAUCUCAUCAUUCAAAAAAAAAAUAAAUCCAUUAAAGCAUAUAAUUGUGUUUUUUGAACUUGUAGUUAUGGCACAUUAUCCCACCCUUCAUCUUCAGUUUGUUGCAAAGAAAACUACUUUUCUUUCAGCACUCCAGGCUUAGUAAAUUAUUUCACUGAUGUCUUUUUAAUCCCCUGUUUGUAUUUUAUUUACAGAGACUGACAGCAAAGGUGUGAAUUCCGGUCGUUUGGUUGCUUGCAUAACCACUCUGUUCUUAUUCAGCAAAAUCCGGCCUCAGCUUAUGGUUAAGCAUGCCAUGACCAUGCAGCCUUACCUUACCACUAAAUGUAGCGUAAGUACAUAUGACACAAUAUUCCAAGCUUAGCAGACUUCAUGUACUCCCCAUGUAAUCUGUUUUACAAACCGUUUUUUUGAAUCUUGUAUUUAUUUAUUUUUAAUUGGUAUUUAAAUGUCCUCUGUUUUGCUCAGUAGGCAUGCUUUUCAAAUUCCCUUUAAAAAGCAAAAUAAUAAUACAUCUCUAGUUUAGGUAGAAUUAUAAACUCCCACUGCAUUGAGAUAUUUACUAUCUGCAACACAAACUCAGUGAACUAAUUUAAGGUUGAUGGCCAUAAUAGAGAAACUAUGAGUGUUAUUUACUAAAGGAAAAAUUGUUGGCAAUGCAAAAUUAAUUUCCGAUUUAAGGCCAAAAUUGCCAAACUGGUUGUAAUAGUUAGCUAUGCUUCCAGUUCCGCUAUUUUUGCUUUGCAUUUUAAAUUCACUUUGAAUAUCUGGCAAUAUUCUUUUUUUAAAUUUUUUUUUUUUUAAGUGAAUAAUGCUGUAUGCAAUACUUUAACCAGAAUGAAAUGAAAAAGGAUUCAUUCACAUUAUACCUUUAAAUUGAAAUGUUGAAGCCUAAAUUAACUUGUACGGUGAUCUUGGUCCCCCUCAUUUUUUUAAAUGCAUUUCACACGGUUUUCUUUUUAACAGACACAAAAUGAUUUCAUGGUGAUAUGCAAUGUUGCCAAAAUCUUAGAAUUGGUUGUCCCGCUUAUGGAGCACCCCAGCGAGACAUUCUUGGCAACAAUUGAGGAAGAUCUCAUGAAGCUUAUUAUCAAAUACGGCAUGACGGUAAGCCACUCAUUCUUCACUAACAUUUAUAUAUAGUGCUUAUCGGUUUUCUUUUUGGUCGUGUAGAAAUUAUAUUGUAUCUGAGGUAGCAAGUAUUAUUUUUGCUUUUUCAAUCUUCUGAUCCAAAGAUGUUUGUUAAAUAUGUUAAAUAGUGCUGCUAAUGAUUUUAGUAUGUUUACCGUUGAAAUAGGUAGUCAAAUUGACCCCUUAAAUGACCACUAUAGUGCCAAGAAAACAAGCUUGUUUUUCUGGCACUAUAGGGUCUUUAGAUCCCCUCCCCACCCUCCGGGUCCCACUCUCGCCGGGCGGAAAGAGUUAAAAUCUUACCUUUCUCCAGCGUUGGGCUCCCUCGGCGUUGGGGAACUCUCUCCAUCUUCCGACGUCAGCGCUGAAUGCGCAUGCACGUCAAGAGCUGUGCUCAUUCAAUCAGUCUAUAGGAAAGCAUUUCUCAAUGUGACGUCUGGAUUAACCCUAUUGUAAACAUAGCAGUUUCUCUGAAACUGUUUACAGCUGCAGGGUUAACCCUAGAUGGACCUGGCACCCAGACCACUUCAUUGAGCUGAAGUGGUCUGGGUGCCUAUAGUGAUACUUUAAACAUAACAUUCCUAUGUGCACAUCAUGCGGCUUACCACACGUAAGACAUCACAUGUGAUGUCACUGCUGUCCAGCACCAACUUGAUAACGUAUAGUGCCAGUGCUAUAUGGAAUGAUUCCAUGUACAUGAAGUCCAUUCAUUUACAUGUGCAAUUAACAGAGCACUCUAGUGAUGGCUAAUACUUUCAGCAUUUAAAUUAAAGCCAUUGCCAAAGCUAGACAUCAUUGGUAUAACCUAUAGUACAUUUGAAAUGAUAUGCUUGAUUUUUGAAACCCUAUUAUUGAAUAUAUGUGUGUAUUUUAUAUAUAAGCAAAAAUACACACACUGCUCAAAAUGUUCACCCCUGGUGAGUAUACCAUUAUCCCUCUGGGCUUGCAGUAUAUAUAAUGUAUAUCGUGAAUGUAUGUGUAUUUAUACUAACAUUUAAUCUUAUUUAUUUCCAUUUCAGGUGGUCCAGCAUUGUGUCAGUUGUCUGGGAGCGGUUGUAAAUAAAGUAACCCAAAAUUAUAAGUUUGUUUGGGCCUGUUUUAACAGAUAUUAUGGUAAGAAAGUAUUGUGACUUGUAAGCACAAGUUAGGCUGCAUAGUGUUAAUAUUUUUGAAACUCUUGACAACACCAGUUGUAUUGGUUGCUGGCUCAGAGGUUUAGUCUGUCAUGAAUAUAAACAGCACGGUGUUCGUUAUAAGUAAUGCUAUAUGCAUAGUUCGGGAACGUCAUGUCUAUUAUUCGAUUUAUUUGUAUAGACCAGGCAUAGGCAGCCUUCGGCACUCCAGAUGUGUUGGACUACACCUCCCAUGAUGAUUUGCCAGCAUUAUGGGAGUAAGCAUUAUGGGGGAUGUAGUCUACACCAUCUGGAGUGCCGAAGGUUGCCUAUCCCUGGUAUAGAUGAAACACGGACAUCUUACAUCUAGGAUAUACUUCAUUGUUAAAUCUUUUUCCUAUCUUUGCAAAAUAUCUAAAAACUGCUAGAGAUAAUAUUACCAUAGAUUUCUGCUGGUAUUUAAAAUGUAUAUUUGUUUUGAAAUAGUUUUAAUAGUCUGUGUGGCAAGAAUUCUGAUAUUGUCACCUGUGUGGUAUAAGUUGGUUUUGCAGAUGUGCUGUAGGAGUAGAAGCUCCCUGUUGUGUAGCUCUCUUGGCAUUUACUUUAUGCUCUAAAUAAAAGCCAACAUGUCGCACAGGUGUAUGUGUAGUUUGAGCGUGUUUAUUUUGUAUAGUUUUGUAUUAUAAAUUUAGUUUUUUGUUCUUUUUGUAAAUUUUUUUUUCUUUUUUUCUUACAGGAGCACUUUUAAAAUUAAAAAGUCAGCAUCAAGAAGACCCAAACAGUACUGUCCUCACUACAAACAAGCCAGCACUUCUUCGAUCCCUCUUUACAGUUGGAGCAUUGUGUCGCCAUUUUGAUUUUGAUCAGGAAGACUUCAAAGGAAGCAGUAAAGUAAAUAUUGCGGUUUGUAAUCCAUUUUUUUCAUCUCAUUCAUUGCCAUUGCAUGUAAAAAUCAUUAAAUUAGUGAAAAAAACAGGUUUAUAGAGAGCGCAAAAAAAAUAUCAGUAAAAUAGUGGAUUUUCGAAGCAAGUGCUUCAAAUUAUGAUUAUCCACAAGAAAAAGUUAAUACAAAGCUGCCGGAUACACUAAAAACCUUCCCAAGUUUUAAAACAUCAUGUGUGACAUAAAUUGAAAUAAAAACAGUAUCAGCGCUUAGUUAAUAUACCCCUAUUUUUUGUAUAUGGGUCAACAACAAAAAUAUAUUGAAUAAAUUAAAUAAAGAGUCCCAGUUUCAAUCUUCAUGGGGUGUUUUCAAAUGUCCGCAGGGAUUUGAUAGUUGUAACAGUAAUUGAUGUAAAAAGACUUUGUCUUUAUAUGUAUCCAACAAUUAAAAGUGGUGAAACUUAUUUCUAAGGUUCACAAUAAAAACGUAGAAAUGCAGAAUAUUGGUUGGUGAAUAUAAAGUUACCGCUCCAUGGGUGUUAUUUCCAGACCGGUCCUGUGCACUCGGAUCGAUCCUCACUGAGAAGCCAACUAGCCAAUCUUACUGCAGUCUCUCCAAAUUCUGAAACACGAUCUACGCGUUUCUGGCGGGAUUUUUGAAUUUGGAGAGACCUGCAGUAAGAUUGGCUAGUUGGCUUCUCAGUGAGGAUCGAUCCGAGUGCACAGGACCGGUCUGGAAAUAACACCCAUGGAGCGGUAACUUUAUAUUCACCACCAAUAUUCUGCAUUUCUACGUUUUUAUUGUGAACCUUAGAAAUAAGUUUCACCACUUUUAAUUGUUGGAUACAUAUAAAGACAAAGUCUUUUUACACCAAUUACUGUUACAACUAUCAAAUCCCUGCGGACAUUUGAAAACACCCCAUGAAGAUUGAAACUGGGACUCUUUAUUUAAUUUAUUCAAUAUAUUUUUGUUGUUGACCCAUAUACAAAAAAUAGGGGUAUAUUAACUAAGCGCUGAUACUGUUUUUAUUCCAUCAUUAAAUUAGUGCUUAUGUUUGAAGGUGUGAAUGUUAUUAGUUCCCUAUUGUCUAGUAGUCUGAUAGGACUUGACAUGAGAAUCAUAUUUAUAGACGUCACUUGGAGGCAUGUGGCUUUAAGUAAACAUUCACAACUCAUAGGACAUUUUCUUUUGUCAUUUUAAUAGUUGCACCUAUGUAAAUAUUUCAUUAUUAGCUUCUUGAAGUUUCAUACCUCAAUAUCUCACAUGCUGUAUUUAAAUGCUACUAUUUAGUAUUUACAGGACCAUGGCAUUUACACAGUAGAGUAAAAUUCUCAGUUUCUGUUCAAGACUUCCAAGCUGAAAAUGUUAUGGGAGUUGUAGUUGCCUGCCGAGCCACCACUGAUAUACUAUUUUGCAUCUAUCACAAAAGCACUAUGUAGUUCAAGCUUUGUCCAACCAUUUCAAUACCAAUGAAAAUGAUUUUUUUUGGUUUCAUUUUUCAGGUGAACAUAAAAGAUAAAGUUCUUGAGCUAUUGUUGUACUUUACAAAGCAUUCAGAUGAGGAGGUACAGACAAAAGCCAUUAUCGGUCUUGGUAAGUGAUUUCAUAUUCUUACCUUCAGUUAAUUGUAUUCCUGUCACAUUGUUUUUAAAGUUACAGUUCAUGCUUAAAUCAUUUUCCACCUAUGGAGUUUCAAGCUAUGGCCUGAGUUUACUUCCUAUUACUGUGGCUCAUUAUGCUAUUUGUUCUCCUAAGGUUUUUCAUUUAUCCAGCACCCGAUUCUAAUGUUUGAAGUGGACGUGAAAAAUCUAUACAACAACCUCCUAUCAGAUAAGAACUGCUCGGUGAAUUUGAAAAUUCAGGUUUUAAAAAACCUUCAAACCUACUUGCAAGAAGAAGACACGCGGAUGCAACAGGCAGACCGAGACUGUAAGUUACAGAGACCAUGCUCUGGUGCUGGAAGCUUUUCAUAGACCGUCCAUAGCCAAUUGCAUGCCCUGCUAUUGGAGAAUAUUAAGGCUAUUAGACUUUAACAGACACCCUGUCAUGUAACUUUGAAACACUUGCACUUCAUAGGAAAAUAAAAUGUAAUCUAUUUUCAAAUGGCAUCAAAUUUCACACUGUGCAAGCCAAAUAAAAUACAUCAUUAUUUAUGUAUUUUUGCUUGAAGUUGUUGCACUAUGCUCAUGGCAAUGAAUUGCAUACUCAAACGCAAUAGUGCUCAGAUGCAGUUUUGGGAUGCUGCACAGUAUAUAGCAGGGACAGUCACAAUGUGAUAUCCUUUCACCAACGCAUGUGAUCACAGUAACUGUAUUUCCAUAUUGUCUGUUUGAUUCUGUUUAUUUCCUUAUGGUUGCAUGGUGUUUGUAGUCUUUACUAAAGUGACCUUUGCCCUGAUCUUUAGGGAAAAAGAUGUCCAAGCAAGAAGACUUAAAAGAAAUGGGAGAUAUUUCCUCAGGGAUGAGCAGCUCCAUUAUGCAGCUUUACCUCAAGCAGGUCCUGGAGUCUUUCUUCAGCACCCAAUCCAGUGUGCGCCACUUCGCUCUCAAUGUCAUUGCUUUGACUUUAAAUCAAGGCCUCAUUCAUCCUGUUCAGGUAGAAAGCCAUAGCCUUUCUUACUACAGAAGUCCAGUAAACCUUUCUAUAAUAUGGACUGUCUUUCAGGUUUCAAUUUAUUGGUGAUAGUGUUUCAUAUAAUGCCUUAUUUUGCUUGUGCCAUUUUCAGUGUGUGCCAUAUCUGAUUGCCAUGGGAACAGACCCUGAGCCGUCCAUGCGGAACAAAUCAGAUCAGCAGCUUGUGGAAAUAGACAAGAAAUACACUGGAUUCAUUCAUGUAAGUGCAUGUCACAUUGCUAUAACACCUACAGUGCUGUCCUCUUAAUUUUUCACAGUAACGCAAAUGUAUCCUUACUUGAGACUAGUUUACAAUGUUUUCAUACAUAGAUAUGUUUUAUUUCCUGUCAAACUAUUUUUAAUGACAGAUUGUUUGUAAAGGGUGUUGCAAGUGUACUCUCUUGCUUAUAAAUAAUAUACUAUCUCCUUUUUCAGUUAAAUCCUUAUGAUUCUGUUCAUCAGUGGUUUCUGAAUGUACACACCUCCCACUGAGGACAUGCUCUCAUCUUUUUAUUUAUGAAUUGCUUUAAAGCCUGUAUUGACUAGGCACCUUAUUUAAUUUGGAAGGGUCGCUGCUUUAGCCCUAGCUAUCUCAAGGGUAAACUUAAGACACCAAAACUUAAAAAAUGCUGGAAUAUUGUAUUACUUACUAUUUAUUACUUACUAUAUCACUCUUUCUUUUGGGAAUUGAAAAGUAGAUUUGAUUUCCUGUUUUUUUAAAUUUUAUUUUACAGAUGAAAGCUGUUGCCGGCAUAAAGAUGUCCUACCAAGUGCAGCAAGCAAUCAUUUCUAACGAAAAGCGCAUGCUGAGGGGGUUCAGGCAAGAUGAGACUAGCAGCGCUCUGUGUUCCCACCUUUAUUCCAUGAUUCGAGGGAACCGUCAGCAUAGGAGGGCCUUUCUCAUAUCUCUGCUCAACCUGUUUGAUGAUGCUGCGGUACGAAUAAUUUUUUAGCGGUUUUCACAGUUGUUUUACAUUGUUCAUGUCAUGUGUAUUCUAGUGGUAAAUGGCUUUAUGUACUUUUCUAAUUUGUUUAAAAUGUGUUUUUCUGUAGAAAACGGAAGUGAAUAUGCUGUUGUAUAUAGCAGACAAUCUUGCUUGCUUUCCAUAUCAGACACAGGAAGAGCCCCUUUUCAUCAUGCAUCAUAUAGACAUUACAUUAUCCGUUUCUGGUAGCAAUCUGCUACAGUCCUUCAGAGAGGUGAGUCUGUUACCAGUCAAGGCUUUAAACGUAGAGACUAGAACUGUUCAGUAUCAAAAGUAAUUUUAUCGAGAUUUGCAUUUAAUGGACAUGCGACACUUGAGCAAUUGAAGUAUGGGAUUUCCAAAUUGCUGUUUUGUCUAGUUAAUAUACAUUACUCAUUACAUGUUAGAUGAUAUGGAGUAUCUUUACAUUAGACAUUGAAAAGACAAUUUACAUUAUGUCAUCAGAUAGUGAAGCUACAGGUUUUAAAUGGUCCCAAUAAUUACACAUAAUGUCAGACAUCACAUAUUUAAACAAAAUAAAACACCUAUUGUUAAAAAGCAAUCUGUAGAUCUGCAGUGGCUAACCUUAGCACUGGCUGUGCAUCAUAUUUUAGGUCACAAAACCUCUACAAUGGCAUGCUUGGCAAUAACUGAUAUAGAUCGUUUAUGUUGAUGUCAAGUAAAAAACAUAUAUCUAUUUUUAGUCCAUGGUGAAGGGAAAGCCGAAAGUGAAAAAGCCAGCCUCUGAAGAAGAAAGCGGAAGUGAAAGUGAGGAGGAAGUGGUCCGACCGAGAAGAACGCGACGGCGAGCCAAUUCGGAGUCUGACUCUGAUGGCGAGGAUGAUGUAGAUCAUGUCCUAAGCUGUUUACCAGAGAAUGCUGGACCGCUAAUUGAGUUCGCAAAUGCCUCUCAAGGAAUCUUGCUGCUUUUGAUGUUGAAACAGCACUUGAAGAACUUGUGUGGCUUUUCAGAUAGGUAAAUUGACAUUUGUUGCAAAUGACCACAGCAGAAUUCAGUUUUCCUUUUGUAAUACAAUGGAAACAGUUGAUUUCUGAUUUCUUACCCAUUCAAAAACUUAAAAAUAAUCUUAAAACAUCUUGUGCAUUUUCUGUGGCUUCAUAUGAAGGAGUCAUUUAAAAAUGUAUUUUAUUCUUCUUCUAAAAACUUAUAGAUGAUGCAUAAUGAUGACUGUUGUGAGACUGUUUAACAGUCCAAAAAGUAAAACACCUUCUCACAGAACUGCAGUUGCCAACUCUCCACUUGAUGGUUGUGUUAACUGAAUAACUGUGGGUAGAUCAGAUUUAAAAACAAUUACAAAUUAAUAGUGUGAUAUUUUCAGUAAGCUGAUUUAUUUAGCUAAUGUGAUUUUCAGAAUGUUAAUUGUAAGUCAUUGAGGUUCUGUUUCUUGAUCUGCAGUAAAAUUCAGAAAUAUUCUCCUUCUGAGUCUGCUAAAGUGUAUGACAAGGCUAUAAACCGAAAAACCGGAGUCCAUUUCCAUCCUAAGCAGACUCUUGAGUUUCUGAAGAGGGAUAUGACGUGUGGAAAGCUUAAUGAAGAUACUAAGAGGACUAUUGCAAAGCAAUAUUUGGAUGUAAGUUUUUUUUUUUUUUUUUUAAAAUGUAUUUUUUAAAAUGUGUAUUUAAUUUGGCUUAAUGUCAUGUGAGCCGUGUAUUACAGUGUUAUUGUGAUUUGUAUAAAGCAUGGGUCGUCAACCUGGUCCCUUCCGCCCACUAGUGGGCGUUUCAGGAUUCCAGGUGGGUGGUAGGGAUUUCGGAGGCUAAAUCCUCUUUUUAAGAGGAUUUCUCCUUUUGGGCGGGCGCGAGCGGCUCUGCGUGCGCAAGUCUUCAGUGACCGGCAGGAGGAAGUGCUCCCUCCUGCCAGGCCACCUUCUGGACCCCCCUGGCAUGGCAGAGUUCUAAUCAGACGUGGCGAGGGAGCUCUAACCUCUCUGCUCUGCUCCCUCGCACGAUGUUUGCUGAUGCCGUCCUAUUCCGGCUCCCGGCAUCAGUAGACAGUCCGCGAGGGAGCAGAGCAGAGAGGUUAGAGCUCCCUCGCCGCGUCUGAUUAGCCGCCCGCCGAAGCGAAGCCCCGCUGGACCCCAGGGACAGAUCCACACCAGCUCUCCAGGUAGGGAGGCUGGGUGGACAUUUAAUAAUUAUAAUUUGUGUGUAUAUGUGUUUGUCUGAAAGUGUAUAUAUGUGUGUGUGUGUCAUUAAGUGUGUGUAUGUAUGUGUGUGUCAUUAAGUGUGUGUGUGUGUGUGUGUGUGUCAUUAAGUGUGUGUGUGUGUGUCAUUAAGUGUGUGUGUGUGUGUGUCAUUAAGUGUGUGUGUGUGUGUGUCAUUAAGUGUGUGUGUGUGAGUGUGUGUCUGCGAGCAGAGUACUUGUAGAAUAGAAGAAAGAAGGUGCAGAGUACUUGUAAAAAAGGAGAAGGAAGGAAAAGGAGAGAAUUGUUGUUGACUAAUAAUAGUAAGUGGGCUACCUAGCUCAGCCUUCCUACUGGGCAUUGCUAUAAGUAAGGUUAAAAAAUAGAGAAAAGGGAAAAAAAAGGUGGGGAGGGGAAUUGAGGAGGGAGAGGAGGGGAGCUGACGCACAGAUGAGAAAUCAUUUUAUGAGCAAACAAAGAAGUCUUCUGAUUAUCACCGAAAGAGGAGACCUUCGUUUGUUCCUUACGAAAAUCGAACCAGAUAUCAAAUAUUUAGUCUCGCAGCAUCAACCUCAAGGAUCUCAUUAAUCACUAGUAAAGGUAAUUUCAAUUUACUUUUUUGCUUCCUCAUUAAACUUUACAAAGUUAAAAACAUUAUAAACAUGCAUAAAGUAUAAAUAAAAAGUUAAAUGCACGUACAUUUAUUUAUUUUUAAAAAACACCCUCCCUUCUAAAAAAUAUUCUGCGCUUGCGCGAAAACUGGUGGGCGGUAAGGACAUUUUUCCAUCAAGAAAGAUGCAUUAGUGGGCGUUAAGUGGAAAAAGGUUGACUACCACUGAUAUAAAGGGUGUUUUUAGCAUUUCAAGAAGUAGAAUAAUUGAGCAUAUUUACAGGGAGAGUUUUCCUCCUAGAGGAUACAUAUCAUUAUAAGUAAGACUGGUAGAUAUAUACAGCACUUCAUUUUUAUUAAAUUUUAAUGGAUCGUGGCCAUUUUUUUUAUUUCUCUUUUUUCCCCUCUUUUCUUUUGUUUCUCUAGUUCAAGUUACUAAUGGAGCAUUUAGAUCCCGAUGAAGAGGAGGAGGAAGGCGAGGUAUCAGCUAGCACAGAUGCUCGAAAUAAAGCCAUUACCUCAUUGCUUGGUGGUAACAGCCCUAAGAACAAUGUGGCUGAGACUGAAGAGGAAGAGAGUGAUGGAGAGGAGAAAGCUGGAGGCACGUCGGGGGUAAGUAUUAAUGUGGAAAUGUCUUGGUGCUUUUUUCAAUUUUUUUUUUUUUUUAUAAAUUAAUUUCUUGAUCUGUAUUCUUUGUACAGGGAAGUAGCGUGCAGAUACCCCAUAUCAACUCAUGGCCUUCCCUGUACUAAUUAUGCAGGAAUGUCUUCAUUUGCAAUGUGCAUGAGACUCUAAACUAACAGCUUUUAAUGUACUGUUUUUAAUUCUGUAAAUUAUUGCUUGUUCUCUUUGGGAUUGAUAUGUGCAUGUUUUAUAUGAUUAAAAUGGGAAAUGUUUUAAUCCAAGCCUUCGGGAUGUCCUUGCUGCUCUGUUCCCUGAGUGUAUGAUUUGUGGUCUUUAAAAUGAACCCCUGCUCUUUCUGCCUCGUCUUUUCCUACUUUUUGGUCUGUUGCAAGCUUCUUACCUCCUAAGCUAAUAGCUACCUCCUGCUAUUCUACCAGCAGCUUCUUUUAAAAUCCUCCAUGUUUUUCCUACUAAUUCAUGUUGUAUGCAUGGUGGCGGCUGCUAAGAGUUUUAUACGUUCCCUCCCCUCCCACCCCCCCUCCAAAUUACAUUUUAUCAGAAUUUGUGAUCACAUUGUGCAUUUUACUGUUGGAGUAGUCACUAAAGCAGUGGAUGUCACUGUGUUACUGAUUACUCUGGCUGUACAUAUGUGGUUACAUUACAUAUUUCCCAUAGCACAGCUGUAAACACAAUACAGAAUAUGAAAUAUACAAUAUAUAAUUUUUUAAAGUCUGGGGCACCCAUGGUGUGAAAUAGGCCUCUUACAUUUGUAUUAUUUUUUUUUUGUGAUUGGGCAACUACAUACUUACUGACUUUUACACAAAAUUCCAUUCCGGAUUAUAAAAUAGGAGAGCCUAUUCCUUGCUAUACUUGCACCUUUUAAUUCCUCUUAGAGCACUAUCUAUCAGUAGAAAAAAUUGUUGUGUUGGGGUGGGAAACAGAUUUGGCAUUAUAUCUCUGUAAAACACACCUGCAAUCAGCUAACUUUAUUGGUCAGUUAAAUUAUUAUGAAGCUUUCCUACUUUCUGUCCUGGAGAAGUAUUUUGGCACCUGUGCUAAACAUCCCUCCAACACUGGAAGCAUUGUAAGCUAAAACGAUUCUUCACAUUCUUUUCAUUUAAUGUCCCUUGAGCACUGUAAUGUCAAAAUGUUAAUGUAACAAUCAAUUACUUCUGCUCUGUGCUGGAAAUUGCAUAAUGGGCUGGGAGAUAAUGUCUGGAAUUUGAACUUGAAUUAUACACUGUGCCUGUGUUUUAUGGGAUGAUAUGUGGUUAUGCCUGUUUGGUCCCUAUGUUGUGGUCGUCUAAGUUAGGGUUACUUUCUAACCAUUUUUUUAUUUGCUGUGGGGGUAAGAAGCCAUUUUGUAGCUAGACUUAACCUUUUAUACAUCUUUUUUUGUAGAAAGGGUUUAGCGGAAAAGGCAAAAAAAAACGUAGAAAUUGAGAUUUAUCCAAAGUAAAAGGUAAUUUUAAUUUAGAUUUCCUCUUCUACUCUGUCCCUAUUUCCUUGCUAUAUUUUUGUAAUUUUUUUUUAAAAGUAGUUUUUAAUUUUGAAUGCAGUAGCAGUAAAGUCAGUGGUACACAUUAAAGACCUGACAUUCUCUAGGCACUGGUGGUUCUAAUGCAUCCCUUGGAUUGGAUUGGGUGUGGUAUCCAGACCACGGUGCCUGGGGUUGUAAAUCUUUUUGUUGUUUGUUGUGAUUGAUGCUGACUUCCAUUUAAACUUGUUUCUUUUCUUUCCCCCCUGCAUUGCCCGUGUAGUUGAGAAAAUCGAAAAGAUUAUCAGACUCUUCAGACAUGGCAGGACAGAUGAAUGAAACUGUAGAUGUCCAGGAUGUUAUUGCAAUUUGUUGUCCAAAAUACAAGGAUCGGCCUCAGAUUGCAAAAGUAGUUCAGAAAACCAGCCACGGCUUCAGUGUUCAAUGGAUGGCUGGCUCCUACAGGGGCCCUUGGGCCGAGGCAAAACGCCGUGAUGGCAGAAAACUGGUGCCUUGGGUUGACACUAUAAAAGAGUCAGACAUUAUUUACAAAAAAAUCGCUCUAACGAGCGCCAAUAAGCUGACUAAUAAAGUUGCUCAGACUUUACGAUCGCUGUAUGCAGCCAAGGACGGGACUUCCAGCUAAUAAAUUUGUAUAUUUGCAGCCAAAUUUACAGGAAAACAAGAACAGAUACAAACUUGAAAUCUCAGCAUUCUGGCAAAAAAAUUAAACCUAACAAACAAGAUAAAAAGAUCAGUUUUAUGAAGAGUAAGAACGGAACUUGGCCGUGUGAAGGAAAUGUUUGGUAAACAUUUUGUGGGAGCUUCCUUCGCUGUUGUACAGCAGAAACUUCUCAGUUCAUUUUUACUCCCACUGUAUUAUAGUUUAACAAAAAAUUGUUUAUAUCUUGAAGAAUACUUUCUGUUUAAAAAAACAACAAAAAAAUUUUACAAAAAAUAAACAAGUGAAUGUUGAAAAUUAGUCUGUUAAUGUUCUUAAUAAAGUGUUCUUGGAGUUUAACCUAGCAGCGGAUGGCUUUCUUUAGCUUAGCCCGGUUUCCAGGGAAGCAUUGAUUUUAUUUUUGUUUAUUUUUUUUUAUUUUAUUUUUUCUUUCUCCAGGCUGUAAAGUGGCGAAUGCUCUGGAUAUAUAUAAUUUAUUCUGUUGAAAACAAAAAAGCAUGCAGUAUCUAUGACCUAUCUGCAGGAGGAGGUUUUUUUUUUGUAAAUGUAGAUUUUGAUGUAUUAGGUCACCCUGAAAUUAUACACGAAAAGGGAUCCCCAGAAUACCUGCUGGAGAUAAUACUGCAAUAAAUUUUUUUACUUCUUUGUUACCUGUCUGUUUCCAUUUGAAUUUCUUAAUGUAAAGCUGUUUAAAUCCAAUUAUAUUAUUUUGCAGUCUUUUAUGUAAAAUUUACUAUCAGUCGUUUUCAACUCAAGGCAUAAAAUAUUGUUUAUACAGUUUGUAUAGUGACUUCGAAAUAACUGGUAUCUUUAUUUUCAUUCCUAUAAAAGGGUAUAGACACGAUUUAACUCCCGAUUUUAUUGUAUUCUGAAAUAUCUAGUGUUAACUAUAUAUGAUUUAGCACUGUGCCAAACUCCUUUUCAAGAAUGUUUGAUAUAAAAAGAAACUAUAGUUUAUUCUUUGUAUGUUUCAAUUUCUUUCCUGACACAGAAUGGGCUUGGUCUCUUACAUUUCUCAGGGCAAUUAGUUGGUGCAUUCCUACCUCUCGCCCUCAACUAAAAGCGAUUGCUUGCUAAUGUCAAGCUCAGAAUUUACAUGUUUAUUCAGCCACUCCUAAUACACACACACACACACAUCACAUAGAAUAUGCAUGGAGCAUCAACCUUAUACUGGCUAGUUUUCUGUGGAAAUGAAAAGGCAUAAAAAAAGGUUGGUCUCUACUGAUUAAAUCUUUAUUUUUAAAACUUCCCUGUGUUAUUUGUUUUGACAAAACCUUAUUAAAGGUAAAAUUCCAUAAUCUAUAUUUUCAGAACACCUUUGAAGUUUGUUUUUGUUUUGUUUUUUCCUUCCUUCCUCAUGGUACUCUCAAUAUUUAUUAAUUGCUAAGUGUAGUGGAUAUCAUUGCCUGUUUGUAUCAUUAAAGGGGACACGAAACACCACAUCAUGUUGUGCCAGUCAUGGUGCAAGUAGUCUUUGGAGUCAUUUCUGUUUUUUGUUUGUUUCAGAUUUCAAUAUUUUUAACAAAAUCAGGGUUUUCAAACUCAUCCCCUCAGCCUUCAAUGAUGAUGUAGAUGUUUUAUUUGCAUAUUAACAAAUGUGUUGAAUCUUAAAUGCCAGUAAUAGACUAUGACAACUGAUAGCAGCCUAGCUCAGUGCUCACAGCAUAUAUUUAAUAUCAAAGGUUGGACAGGUAAGCAGAAUUUGAAACUUCCAUAUUUCCACGGCGAGGUUAAGGUGUCUGGAGACCAGAAUUCAUUAUUGUGUCUACGUUUUAGAGAGCGUCUUAAAAGGAAUUUGAACCCUCUAGCAAUGUAUAUAUUUGUAUAUAUUUUUAUUCAAAUUGUAUUCAUGGGAAUUAUCAUUUUCUGACUAGUUACAAAAGGUUUGUGUCUAAUGCUUUAUCCAAAAUAUUUCAGAAGUGAUGUGUGCAAAACAAUCCAUUUUGGAGAUCAUGAUCUUUGGUAUAAGGUAUAACUAUCAUUUCCACUAGGUUUAAGUUUUGAGAGAUUUUAGUUGAUUUUGGUUGCUCAUAAUUAGGAUAUAUAAAAUCAGAGAGAAUACAUUGCGUUUGCUCCUAAAAUUACAUAAAUUCGAGCUGCUAAUACAUUUUUACACCUGGCAACAAACAGUGAAUACUAGUAAUAGAUUAUUUAUGCUGUGUAUAAAUCCUACAACUGUCGUACAGAACUCUACUUCCAGUUUGCUGUAUUGUUAAUCUUGAUAAUGAUGUAAUUUACAGGUUUAGCACAAACCAAGCAUCAUGCAAAGACCAGCCAGCUAAGUGUUCAGAGUUCAGUGAUUUCCCCGAACAUCUGCUGUGCAUAUUCUUGACCUUUUCUGAUGUUCAGUCUGCCAUCUUGUGUGAUUCUUUGGCCUCAUUUAUAUGUACCAAG
Messenger RNA from Pelobates cultripes (western spadefoot toad), 16462 nucleotides. The record is from the annotation of a GenBank genome assembly. NCBI's taxonomy places the organism in Eukaryota, Metazoa, Chordata, Amphibia, Anura, Pelobatidae.